AUGUCAUCAGCUGCAAUCAGACCUACCCUGAAAGAUCCCUCACUCCUCAAGCAGGCUGCAUUCAUUAAUGGCAAUUGGAUCGAUGCAAAGGGUGGCAAGACCUUUGCUGUGUUAGAUCCAGCCUCGGACACUGAAAUUGGUACAUUGCCAGAGCAGACUGCCGAGGACGCACGCAAAGCAAUCGAAUGUGCAGAGGAAGCAUUCAAUUCAUUCAAAAAGACGACCCCUCGCGAGCGCGCAACACUGCUCACAAAAUGGUACAACCUUUGCGUAGAAAAUGCAGAUGAUUUAGCCUCAAUCAUUUCCUGGGAAAAUGGCAAGACGCUUGCUGAAGCCAAAGGCGAAGUAACGUACGGCAACUCCUUCUUCCAGUGGUUUGCAGAGGAGAGUCCCCGUGCUUAUGGCGAUAUGAUUCCGUCCGGUAUCAAAGGCAAUCGCGUGUUGACUAUCAAGCAGCCUCUUGGUGUUGUUGGCCUCAUCACACCCUGGAACUUCCCUCAUGCUAUGUAUGCGCGUAAAGUUGCUGCAGCCAUCGCUGCUGGUUGUACAGUCGUGCUCAAGCCCGGAGGCGAGACUCCGUUCACUGCCUUGGCUGUUGCUGAGCUCGGUCAGCGUGCUGGUGUGCCCAAGGGUGUCUUCAACGUAGUCACUUGCCUGGCCAACACGCCUGACGUAGGCAAGGAAUUGACGACAAAUCCAAUUGUCAAGAAGAUUUCAUUCACGGGCUCUACUGGCGUGGGCAAAAUUCUGAUGAAGCAAGCAGCCGACACUGUCAAGAAGGUGUCCUUUGAACUUGGAGGAAACGCACCAUUUAUCGUCUUUGAAGACGCUGACCUUGAUAAAGCAGUUGCGGCGGCCGUGGCUUGUAAGUUCAGGGGCACUGGGCAGACAUGCAUCUGUGCCAACCGAUUCUUUAUUCACGAAUCCUUAUACGACAUCUUCAUUGAGCGCUUCAGCGCUGAAGUUGCCAAGUUCAAAGUUGGCGCAGGAUUGAAGGAAGGAUCGACUCAUGGUCCCCUUAUCCACAGCCGUGCUGUAGACAAAGUCGAGUCUUUGUUGCAAGACGCUGUAUCGAAAGGCGGCAAGAUCGUGAUCGGUGGCAAACGUCUGACAGAACUUGGCAACAACUUCUUUGCGCCAACAAUUAUCAAGGACUGUACGACAGACAUGGCUUUUGCACAGGAGGAGAUAUUUGGGCCUAUUGCAGCCAUCUACAAAUUCUCCAGUGAGGCAGAGGUGCUUCGGCUUGCAAAUGACACCAACGUCGGUUUGGCUGGCUACUUCUUUAGCCAGGAUGUGGGUCGCAUCUUCCGAGUUGCGGAGGAAUUGGAGGUCGGCAUGAUAGGUGCCAACACAGGCAUCAUCUCUGACGCAGCGCUUCCUUUCGGUGGCAUCAAGGAGUCAGGUCUCGGCCGCGAGGGAUCCAAGUAUGGUCUGGAUGAAUACCUCAAGAUCAAAGCAGUGACACUUGGUGGACUAGGGCUUUGA
Molecule: messenger RNA, 1488 nt
Organism: Protomyces lactucae-debilis
Lineage: Eukaryota; Fungi; Ascomycota; Taphrinomycetes; Taphrinales; Protomycetaceae
Product: NAD-dependent aldehyde dehydrogenase
Exons: 2
Coding region: 1-1488 (495 amino acids)
Biological process (GO): GABA catabolic process
Molecular function (GO): succinate-semialdehyde dehydrogenase (NAD+) activity
Source: RefSeq, a predicted model, not a curated record